GGGUUUGGGCCACUUCUGUAGCUGGUCAGGCUGGGAGACCAGCUACUUCCAUCUUAAACCAGCUAAGACCAGCCAACCAGCUUAGGCUGGUUUAAGCUGUUUUAGAUUUUUUUUUCAGCAGGGAAAGUUUUGCCAAACUGUAAAGAAAGAGUGUCCAGUUAUACAAUAAACGUACGUUUAAACAGCACUAUCUUGAGAUCUUUUAGACUUCCUCCAGCUGUGUCCUCAGAACAAACAUUUGACCUCUUAAGUGAUUUCACACUGACGCUGGUGGGAGGAUUCAACACAAACUGGGGACUCAACGGGACUCUACAAGCGCACUUUCCACCGCACAAUCCCGGGACACCUUUGCCUCUACCAUGAUUUUAGUUAAAUUCGUGUGCGCGAUCAUAACCAGGUCGUUAUUCAUUCUGGUCUCUCUAAUCGGCGUAUGGAGAGUAAAAACGGUGAAAAAUGACAACAUGUACUGGUUACUAACUAUUCUUUACCUUCCUCUGGUCGUGGAGAUGAUCAUCACUUUAAAACGGAGGAAAGGGAAAGACUACAAAUGGUUUUCUCCAGCCAUCCUGCUCUUCCUCAUCAGCAUUAUUCCAUCCAUAUGGAUUCUAGAGUUACAUCAUCAGGAGAACAAAGCCAGUGACCCUCAGUGUAAGAAACUGGACUCUUGGGACAAUGUCAAAAGUAUAUUGCCUUUAAACGGCACUAUGGGUAACGAAACACUAAAGCACUUGGAGCGCAUGCUCACCUCGGUGUGUCCGAAUGACUGGAUCCUUGGUCUUCAUCAGGUUCUGCUUAUUCUUCUCAUCAUUGGAAAGUGGCUCCUCCCAUUAGGAGGAGUGACGCGUGAUGAGCUGUCUCAGCUUUUACUCAUCUUUGUUGGCACGGCGGCAGACAUUCUUGAAUUUACCAGUGAAACACUCUCUGAUGUCAAGGAGAACAACCAUCAGCUGGUGUAUGUAAUCUUGGCAGUGUGGACAUGGAGUAUGUUGCAGUUUCCUCUUCACCUGGCAGUUGUGACAUCCCGGCCACAGAACUCAGAUGAGCCUGAGGGUGGAAACGGCUGUUGUAACUUGGUCUUUUUUAGACACAGUACAGAUAUUUGGAAUAUCGUGGAGAGUUUGUUUAUCCAGGACGGGCCCUUUCUCAUGGUACGUCUCAUUGUGAUGAUAUACUUUGAUGUGUUCCACCAGAUGCUGGUCUUUUUUGCUAUUAAGAACUUUCUAGUGGUCAUCCUCAACCUCUACAGGAUCAUAGUUAUCUGUCAAGACUUUAAACCACCACCACCACCAUCAUCUACCUCUCCCCCAGUAUGAAGAAAGGGAAAAAAAUAUGUUUAAAAUGAAAAUUUAGCUUCUUUAAAACAAAUGCAUUUCAUUGUAUGUCCAACUGUGCCAGAUGGUUUGCUUGAAACCGAGGUCUGAAGACUCCCAGGGGGCAGCAGGGGAGUGCUAGUAUCAAUGAGAUACUCUUAGAAUAUUAAGUGAUAUUUUUAAUUAGUUUCUGUUUUUAUAUUUACUAUCAUUUUGGUUAUUUUGUUGUGUUUUUGUCAUUUUUUA
Molecule: messenger RNA, 1556 nt
Organism: Cyprinus carpio (common carp)
Lineage: Eukaryota; Metazoa; Chordata; Actinopteri; Cypriniformes; Cyprinidae
Product: transmembrane protein 26-like
Source: RefSeq, a predicted model, not a curated record